AAUACCGGGAAGCCUUUAAAUGCUUUGAUUUGAACGAAAAUGGAACAUUAUCGACCAAGGAGUUGAAAUAUGCCAUGCGCAUGCUCGGAUCAAACCCAACCGAUUCCCAAGUGCAAGAGCUGGUGAAUGAAAAAGAUUUUGAUGGUAAGACACUCUGUUUGUUAAUCACGCUUGUUGUUCACUUACUGAUUGGACCUGAGUCAGUGUCUCCGUGCAGUCCUUAACACCGAAUGGUUUUCGUGUUGUACUCGGCUCGACAUCGAGUCUUAUUACCUGCCCUACAUUUCUAUUUCCAUGGAGCAGAGUAAAAAGCGCACGACGUCAAUCUUCACAGUGCUCGCAUUUUCGUAAAAAACCGAUCUUACCCGAAGACAUCUGAAAAUUUCCGACGAUUUGAGUGCAUUUUAUGCUAUACACUUUGGCGUAAGAAAUCAGUUGGCAGGCUUGCGCAGGCACGGGCUAUAUUUUGACUUUCUUUGUUUUUUUUGCACGCUGAUGUGUUUAUUAAGUUUGCAGAAAUUACUAACUGGUCCCUCCUGGUAGUGAACAGAUCAAAACGAUAAUAAUAUUUUCUUAAAAUCUGGAGAGAAAAACGUUUGCACUUAUCCUCGAAUUUUUUUUCUUUCCUUCCAAUAGGAGAUGGGACGAUCAAUUUUGAAGAAUUUGUAAAUAUGAUAGAGGAUCAAAAUAGCGCGGAGGAUGAAGAUAAUUUAUUUACGAUAUUUAGUGUAUUCGACCCUGAACAUAACGGCUUUGUUGAGGGAAAAAACAUAAAGAAGUCUCUUCUUUGUCUGGAUGAUGUUCCCGUAGAGGAACUGGAUGAAAUUAUAGAAAAAGCCGGAAUAACAGAUGACAGGAAAUUAACAAUGGAAGGUAAGAUCUUUAAUUAUUAACCCUUUGACUCCUGAGAUCAAAUUAUUAAUUCUCCCCUCAAGUUGCUAGACAUUUCUUUGUAAAGUAGUGAUGAGAAUUUGGUGUUGGAUCAGGAUGACAACUACCUGAUAAGUUUGAAUAUUCUCAUUUCCUAUUUGCUGGAUAACGUAAGGAUAUUAUAGGGAGAAGUUUCAUGUUGAUCACCUCUGGGAGUUAAAGGGUUAAAUCGUGUGGCAAUUUUCAAUUGAGAGUCGAAAGUAAUCCGAGUCUGCUUAUGGUUUUCUUAACUUCGCUCUGUGAUUGGUCAUGAAAAUUCGCGUCACCUCAACCAAUCAGAUGCAAACUAAAACCAUUCAGCACUUCGUCGCCGGCGUUCUCUGGCGCUUUAAGCAAUUUGGUCGUACGGUUCUCUCAUUUUAAAUUUAGUUCAUUUAAUUAAAUAAGUCAAAUUUAGUUUGGUGUUUAUUGUCUUUUAAGUGAAAAAGAUCGCAAAUCAUACUUUCUCUUGUGAUUUUAUUUCAGAGUUUUCUACUCUUCUCGUACCACUGAUAUACAAGUCGGGAAGAAUACUACGAUAUCAUGAAAAAACCUGGAGAAGAAGCAACAAUUUUGAAGCGAUCUCAGAGUCAAACGUUGAAUAUAUUUAAAAGUAUUUAAUUUAUUAGACCAUUACAAGUUGACUGUCAAUUAACUGGAAUGUGGGGGAGAGGGGGGAGGGGUUGUAAAAUUUUUACCGAACCUUAUUGGGAGAUCAGGUUAAUUUCAUCGUGACUCAACCAAAAUCCUCCCACCCCUCCCCCCCUUCCCUUUGGCGAG
Pocillopora meandrina is the source of this 1689-nucleotide messenger RNA. NCBI's taxonomy places the organism in Eukaryota, Metazoa, Cnidaria, Anthozoa, Scleractinia, Pocilloporidae. The record is from the annotation of a GenBank genome assembly.